GAGCCCUGGAGUGGGCCACUGUUGCUACAACAUGGCAGAGGUUACUGAGGCCAUGGAGGACUCCAGCUUGGAUACAGAUGGAGAAGCUGAUGACCUGGUGGAACAACCUCUGACCGUCGACGUGGGGAAGGAUACCCCACGUCAGUCCAACUUGGAUCAAGAAGCAGAGACUUCUGACCUGACAGAGCAAACUCUGGGCGUCAAGGGGAAGAAGAAGACCCCGGGUCAAACCAAGGACCAAGAGAAUGAAAAGGUGAAGAAAAUACUCAGGAAGGUUAAAUUAGUUCUUGAACAGAGUAUGGAGAGGCGCAGGAGAGGGAGAAAGUCAACAAUAAUAGUCUUUUGGUACAGGCGUGGUAAAAAGAAUACAAAUCAAGAAAAUGAGAAUGAGGAAGACCAGUCUCCCACUCCAUCUACUUCCGCGUGUGUACCAGGAGACAGACAGCUUGAAGAAUCUGUUCCUUCUCCAGAAAAUGCUCUGGAGAAUUAGAUGCCCACGUUGAGAUCAAAACUUUGUGCUAAUGGUUGUCUGUGGGAAAACCAAAUAAUGCAUGCUGAUGUUGAUGAUUAAAAUACAAACAAGUUGCACAAAGGAAA
Messenger RNA from Suricata suricatta (meerkat), 597 nucleotides. Its product is annotated as sperm protein associated with the nucleus on the X chromosome N3. The transcript is spliced from 2 exons. The record is from RefSeq and is a predicted model, not a curated record. Bases 32 to 490 code for a protein of 152 amino acids. Lineage: Eukaryota; Metazoa; Chordata; Mammalia; Carnivora; Herpestidae.